Molecule: messenger RNA, 3616 nt
Organism: Leucoraja erinaceus (little skate)
Lineage: Eukaryota; Metazoa; Chordata; Chondrichthyes; Rajiformes; Rajidae
Gene: eps8a
Product: epidermal growth factor receptor pathway substrate 8a
Exons: 24
Coding region: 160-2739 (859 amino acids)
Biological process (GO): regulation of Rho protein signal transduction; positive regulation of ruffle assembly; Rho protein signal transduction
Cellular component (GO): plasma membrane; vesicle; ruffle membrane
Molecular function (GO): actin binding
Source: RefSeq, a predicted model, not a curated record
UUAUUUUCAUUAAUCAUUAAGUGGCUGUAAGGGAAAAACAAUUGGUACUUGACAGACCUCUCUCUAACUCUGCUCGAAGAAUGUUUAAUAACCUCCAUCAAGCUGGUUACGGAUAAACACGAGUAUUUUUCCAGCAUUGAAUUUUGAGACGAACGAAAAAUGAAUGGACAUCUUUCAAGCUACCAUCAAGAAGGAUUUGGAUCCAGCUCUUUUCCAAUGAAUGGUUAUGGUUCUCAAGCACUGACCCAACCAGCGAUGGACAACACUACAACAAAGACAAGUGGAAAAGCUUUAUAUGGAGCUGAUGGACUGUACUUCUUACAUUCUUCAAAACAUAAAAAGAAAGAACAAAGAAAAAACUAUGCAAAAUCAACUGUUGCAAUGUCAGAGACUUCACAGUAUCGUGUUGAGCAUUUGGCAACAUUUAUUGUGGAUCGGAAGGAUGCUAUGAUAACAGUAGACGAUGGCAUAAGGAAACUAAAACUGCUUGAUGCGAAAGGCAAGGUCUGGACCCAAGACAUGUUACUUCAGGUCGAUGAAAAAUCCGUCAGCCUGAUUGAUCUUGAGAGCAAAAAUGAGUUGGAGCACUUUCCCUUUAACACAAUCCAGCAUUUUCAAUCUGUGAUGAAUGCCUGUAACUAUGACUCCAUCCUGGCACUCGUUUGCAAGGAACCUGGCCAAGGCAAACCAGAUAUUCACCUUUUCCAAUGCGAUGAAGUUAAGGCUGAAAUGAUCCACGCAGAUAUCGACAGUGCAAUCAGUGACAGUAAAGGCAGCAAACAGAAGAAGAGGCCCAGUACUCUGAGAAUGAUUACAAAUGCCGAUAAUUCCUGCAUCCCCCCACCUCCAAGAGCGCCUGCCCCAGUUCCACCAGGCACGAUCACACAGGUGGAUGUUCGGAGCCGAGUAGCAGCUUGGUCAGCUUGGGCCUCACCUGCUGAACAAGAUGAAAAACAGAAGGUGGUUCAUGAACCAGAAGAAUCCCCAGAUAUGGCAGCCGUUAGAAUUGAUAGAGAUGUGCAAAUUUUGAACCAUGUUUUAGAUGAUGUGGAAGCAUUUGUUAUUAAACUUCAAAAGGCUGCUGAAGCAUUUUCUCAACUUUCACAAAGGAAAAAAUCAAAGAAAAGUAAAAAGAAAGGACCGGGAGAGGGUGUUCUAACACUCCGUGCAAAACCACCACCACAAGAUGAAUUCUUCGACUGUUUUCAGAAAUUCAAGCAUGCAUUUAACCUACUGGCCAAAUUAAAAUCCCACAUCCAGAAUCCGAGUGCAGUUGACCUGAUCCAUUUCUUGUUUACGCCGUUGAAUAUGGUCAUACAAACCAGUGGAGGGCCUGAGAUGGGUGGUUCAAUUCUCUCCCCUCUCCUAACAAAGGAUGCAAUAGAUUUUUUAAAUACAUGUGUCACAGCUGAAGAAAAAGCAGUUUGGUUUUCUUUAGGAGAAACAUGGACCAAGCCCAGAUCCGAGUGGCCUAAAGAUCAGUUCAUCCCUCCUUACGUGCCUCACUUCAGAAACGGGUGGGAGCCUCCCUUACUGUCAUUUCUGGGCACACCCUGUGAACAGGAGCUGAAUCACCUGGCUGAAUCGGUGGCCAAUGCAGAGCAUCAGCGGAAGCAAGAAGAGCAGAGGCGGCUGAGUGAAGAGCAAGCCAUAUCCCAGGAACAUCUUUCAAGUGACGGGUAUGCAUACAGCAAUUCGAAUUACAAGAGGCGAUCUUUGCUGCAACAAGGAACAGCUAACGCAGGCUUUAAGAAAACUAGUAGCCGACAUGUAGCUAGAAAUUCUGAAACUCAUGUAAACAUGGAAUCUAGGAGAUUUGCCAAAUCCAAGUAUGAUUUUGUGGCAAGAAACAGCAAUGAGCUUUCCGUUAUGAAAGAUGACAUACUGGAGAUUGUUGAUGACAGGAAACAAUGGUGGAAGGUGAAAAAUCAAAGUGGAAUGUCUGGGUAUGUGCCGAAUAACAUUCUGGAUCUGCUACGGAACCCUUACCCAACUGGUGAAGGGGUGCCUGAAGGUCUUUACAAUCAAACCAUCCAGCUGUUGAUGCCAAAGAAGGAAUUUGAAUUGUUCAAGCAAUUGCUUGGAGAACUAUCUGAGAAACAAAAGUUGGAUUACAUCGCAAGAGCUGCAGUCGCAAUACCUCCUGCUCCUUCGCCCCCACCUGCAUAUAUUGCUGCAUCUGCAUCCCCAUUUGCUGGUAUGAUGAAAGGAUCUUCCAAGAAUGUCAGUCGACAGAAUAGCUGCAGCUCUAUUGAAAGUACUGGCACGCAGAAGGAUGCUCACAGAGAUGGGCACAUGUCACUGAACCGCAGGAAGUCGCACAUGGAGGAAGUGCAGGAUGAGCUGGCACAGCGGCUCACUAUUGGACGCGGCGCCGCGCAGAAGAAAUUCCAGAUGGUACGCAGCAACAGCACGUUGGCAGGCAUUUGCUAUGAUUCGGCCCCAGACGAGGUGGCAGAAUGGUUACGCUCCAAGGGCUUUAAUGCUGUCACUGUGAACAGUUUGGGCGUACUCUCGGGAGCACAGCUCUUCUCUCUCAAUAAGGACGAGUUAAAGACCGUUUGUCCUGAAGAGGGAGUUCGAGUGUACAGUCAGGUCACAGUACAGAAGGCUGCUUUGGAGGACAAACGCGGGAAAUCGGAAUUGGAAGAGAUCAUGAAGCGCAGGCAGGAGAAACUCAGCGUCACCGGCGGUGACUCGGGAGUGGAAUCCUUUGAUGAAGGCAACAGCCAUUCAUGAAACGUCGUAACUAUGACGCCUCUUUCCAUUUUAGGAAGUCACUGAGGUAUCAUCUGACUUUUUGGAAAAUAUGCACAGAAAGCACAAAUCGGAGGAACAGCGAAGCACACCACCCCCCUCCCAGAGGACAAACGUUUACUACAGUGGUGUACACAAUUAUGUAAAAACGUGUUGCUCUUAAAAUUCAGUGGAUCUUUUGCAAUCCUAGUGCUGAUUGCAUUCUUUAAAUAUAAUUUAAUAUUCUGCUCGGAUUAUUAAAAUAAGAUUUAAUGCCGUGAAUGAGGUAUGUAAUGUUCUGUCGUAGAAUGAUAAAAGGGAUUAGGUUUGAUUGUUUGAGUCGAUAUUGUCUACAGGAUAUAAAUUCAAAAGAUUAUUAAUUUUGGUAAUGAAGCACUAAAAUAGGGUUUCUAUAAUUGGCUUUGAAUGUAGAAAUACCACAAUGUCAAUGUAGAAGAAAUCACUGAUUUAAUGAAGCUGUUUCUUUAUCUUAUUCAAUGCACAGUUGUGAUCUAAAAGUUUGUCCGGAAAGGUAUGUUAAAUAAACAAGCACUGAGCUACGUUGCUACUGUACUUGGUGUGAAACCUCUUAGAUCAAAAGUAUGCAAUUAACAACACCACCCCACAGAUCUAUGGAAUGAUGUCUUGAUGUUACACGUAGACACUAAAAGAUUUCACAUGGAAGUUGUCUGUUUCACAGUUUGAACUUUUAAAUUUUGUUAUCUUGCUGUAAUUUUAUGAAAACACGCCGAACUGAGAAUGUUGUACAUUUGAGAACUUGAAUCCAUUUAGAAGGAUUUGAUAUUGUAUUUGUAUAGUUUCAUGGUGCCUUUUCCAUACAAUUAAGCUAUAAUUCUGCAAUAAAUGGUAUUUACUGCUA